AUGUCUUGUAUAAUAUUAAAAAGAAAAGAAAAUGAGAUUUAUUUGAAGAACCACAUAAAUAUAUCUUAUACAAAUAGAAAUAUUAUUAGUAAUGAAAAUGAAAGUAGAACAAAAUUAAGUGAAUAUGAAAAUUCCUUUAACAAUAAAAGUUUUAUUGACAAAAGUGGUAUUCAAAUAUAUAAGAAGAAAAGUUUUCACGAUUUAAGUAGUACAAAAAGAAUCAAUUUUUUAUGCAUAUGUAACAGAAAAUUCUCUUCAAGUAGUUCUAUUUCACUUAACCAUAAAUCAAAUAGUAAUAUUAACUUAACAAAUAAUUUCUUAAAUCAAAAAAAUUUAAAAAAAGAAAUUUUAAAUAUCCAUAAAAGGUUAACAGAAAAUUCUUUUAUUGAUAAAAAAAAAGAGGAAAUUUAUUUUUUAUUAAAAAGUGCAAUAAAACCAAAUUUGAAAGGAAAAAUUUAUUUUGUUGGUUCAUGUGAAAAUAAUAUAUGGAUAAAAAAUUCAGAUAUUGAUUGUUGUAUAGUAGUAGAAAAUUGUGAAGAUAAAAAUUCUUAUUUAUACAACUUAAGAGUUAUAAAAAGUGCAAUUAAUUUAAUUUAUCCAUCAUUAACAAUAAAUAUAAUUAAGGCAUCUGUUCCAAUAGCUAAAAUAUAUGAAGAACAAAAUAAUAUAUGUGAUAUAAGUAUUAACAAUACAGCUGCAAUUGUAAAUACAAAAUUUGUUUCAUCAAUCUGUAAUAUAGAUGAAAGAGUUACAAUAAUAAAUAGAAUAAUAAAAUAUUGGGCAAAACAGAAAAAUAUUAAUAACAGAUCUCAAGGUACUUUCAGUUCGUAUGCGUUAUUUUUGUUAACUUAUUACUUUUUUCAAAAUUUAAAUGUUCCAAUAUUACCUUCAUAUAAGUCUUUAGAAAGGGAAGAUGCAUCUUCUUUUGAAAUUAAUAGUGAAUAUUUCUUUUUACAAGACGAAGUACAAAUGCCAUUUUAUACAAAGAUAGAGGAUAUCAAAUCGAAAUUUCCAAAUUUAAAAAAAAACAAAGAAGACAUUUCAAAAUUAUUAUAUGGAUUUUUUGAAUUUUAUUCUAGUGAUAUUUGCAGAAAUGGAAUAACACUAGAUAUAUAUAAUAACCAAAUUAUUGAGAAUAAAGAUAUGACAGCAAAUAUAUAUUGUCCUAUAACAAAAAAAAUUGUAAAUACAUAUAGCAUAAACACUUGGAAAAAAAUGUUUGAAAAAAUUCAAUCAGCUUAUAAUAAAUUAAAAAAUGGAAAUAGUUUAAAUGUAAUAUGUGAAGAAACGAAAGAUAAUACACCAAAUAGAAAAAUAGAUCUUAAAGAUCAUUUAUUGAGAAGAAAAAUUUUUCAAAAUUUAUAUAUGUUUUAA
Plasmodium gallinaceum is the source of this 1374-nucleotide messenger RNA. RefSeq names its product nucleotidyltransferase, putative. The record is from RefSeq and is a predicted model, not a curated record. Gene Ontology annotation, molecular function: nucleotidyltransferase activity. Gene Ontology annotation, biological process: RNA 3'-end processing. The transcript is spliced from 9 exons. Bases 1 to 1374 code for a protein of 457 amino acids. NCBI's taxonomy places the organism in Eukaryota, Apicomplexa, Aconoidasida, Haemosporida, Plasmodiidae.